AAUAUAUAUAAUAUAAUAUAUAUAUUUCCCUACUUAAUGACCUAACCCUAAACCCUAACCCUAGCUUUGUAUCUCCUAUAAAUAGAGGCAUUUAGUCCUCACAAUAGAUGACUCCAACAGAUUUAUUCUCUCUACGCUCUCUACGCUAUUCUCUUCUCUUCUACUUUUCUCUCUACUUUCAACACGUUAUCAGCACGAUUGUUCUACAAGAUUGUUCGUGAUUGUCCUACAAGAUUGUUCGUGAUUGUUCUACAAGAUUGUUCCUACCCUCAUUCUUGAUUGUUUGCCCUAGGAAAGAAUCUUGUCUUUCCUGCAAGUGUUGCACAAAAUGUCAAAUAUCACCAAACUUGAGUUUGUUGCACUUGACAUAUCUGGCAAGAAUUACAUGCCAUGGAUUCUUGAUGCCGAGGUUCAUUUGGUUGCAAGAUCUCUAGAAGAGACAAUAAAAGAAGGAAAUGACGCAUCCCAGCAGGAUCGCGCUAAGGCACUCAUUUUCCUUCGUCAUCAUCUUCAUGAUGAUUUGAAAGUUGAAUAUCUUACCAUCAAAAACCCAUGUGAAUGGUGGAAAAACCUCAAAGAACGGUUUGAUCAUCAAAGGACUGUUGUUCUUCCUAAGGCUCGUUUUGAGUGGAUGCAUUUAAGAAUGCAAGAUUUCAAAAGUGUGAGUGCUUAUAAUUCGGAAUUGUUUCGAAUUACUUCUAAAUUGAAACUAUGUGGUGAAACAAUCACCGAUGAAGAUAUGCUUGAGAAAACAUUCUCAACUUUUCAUGCUUCAAAUGUGCUCUUACAACAACAAUAUAGAGAGCGGGGUUUCAAAAAGUACUCUGGCCUUAUAUCUUGCUUAUUAGUUGCCGAACAAAAUAAUGAGUUGCUAAUAAAAAACCACGAGUUAAAACCCACAGGUUCCACUGCAUUACCUGAAGCUAAUGCAACGAUCAAACAAGAGUAUGACCGUGGUCGUGGGAACUAACGUGGACGUGGGCGUGGCUUUGGUCGUGGUCGUGGACGUGACCGUGGUCGUGGUCGUGGACAUGGUCGUGGACGUGGAUAUGGAUGUGGUAAUGUAGACCAUGCAACAUCUAGCAACAAAAGGCACAAACCA
Salvia miltiorrhiza (redroot sage) is the source of this 1102-nucleotide messenger RNA. RefSeq lists its product as uncharacterized. NCBI's taxonomy places the organism in Eukaryota, Viridiplantae, Streptophyta, Magnoliopsida, Lamiales, Lamiaceae. The transcript has 2 exons. The coding region runs from base 329 to 970 and encodes 213 amino acids. The record is from RefSeq and is a predicted model, not a curated record.